AUGUUUCGGAAAGAGUUCCUCCCCGACGCCAAAUACGUCGUCGGCCAAGACCACUACGGGAACGUGUACUUUGAGGUGCCCGCCGCGCGUCGCAUGAAGCGCAUCAGCUCGCACGGGUUGACGCACGACUCACCGCCAGAGAAAAUCGAUGCCUUCAUGAAGGGCCAAUAUCAAAACAAGACCCCGACCGAAUGGCAGCAUUGGCUACGCCACGCGCGAGCAGAUCCUCCGAAAGAACAUGAAAUCUUGAUGAAUGAGCAUGUCAGAAUGCGCACGCUUCAAAGAGCUCACGAUAAAGAUCUGAAACAUCAACAGUGGAAAGAGGAGAAAGAACAAGAAAAAGUACUCGAAGAAAAGUAUGGAAAACAAGAAAAUUAUAAAUCUGAGCAAUAUGUCGAUCCAACAGCUGAAACUGAAGAAUGGAAGCCUUAA
Messenger RNA from Oikopleura dioica, 432 nucleotides. Lineage: Eukaryota; Metazoa; Chordata; Appendicularia; Copelata; Oikopleuridae. The record is from the annotation of a GenBank genome assembly.